This is a messenger RNA of Mycena indigotica, 399 nucleotides long. RefSeq lists its product as uncharacterized. Bases 18 to 218 code for a protein of 66 amino acids. The record is from RefSeq and is a predicted model, not a curated record. The transcript has 3 exons. Lineage: Eukaryota; Fungi; Basidiomycota; Agaricomycetes; Agaricales; Mycenaceae.
CAGAAAUCGUCUGCAUCAUGUACUCAACCACCACUUCCUCGAACCCUUCGCUUCUCGCUCUGUCUGGCACUCCCGCACAUUCCUCUACGACGGUCUCGAGUGUUGCGGCUGGUACGACGGCCCUCCAAGGCGUGCCCGCAAACGCCAGUCGCGGCCCACAAUGCUGCCACUGUGGCUGGCGAGGAGACCAUGCUAACAACUGCCCCUUCAAAUCGUGAGCCUUGGACCCGAGGACCAGGGCUCUACAAAAUAGCCCUCGUCAAAAACUGGCAUUCAAAAUUUGCAUUUUUCCCCUUUUUUGAGCUCGUUUGUGUUCAGGAUGACGGACCCAUAUGCACCAAUAUAUAUAUCCUCAUGCAGGUUUUUGAGACUCGCUCAUAUCGUACUUGUAUUAUAUAA